Arabidopsis lyrata subsp. lyrata is the source of this 1213-nucleotide messenger RNA. RefSeq names its product REF/SRPP-like protein At3g05500. The record is from RefSeq and is a predicted model, not a curated record. NCBI's taxonomy places the organism in Eukaryota, Viridiplantae, Streptophyta, Magnoliopsida, Brassicales, Brassicaceae. The coding region runs from base 296 to 1036 and encodes 246 amino acids. The transcript has 3 exons.
UUUUCUUAGCGACAUACAUUUACUCAACCCAUAAGUCGUCAACGGCCCAACGAAUAUGGAUGGUUACGAGAAAGCCAUACAAAGACGCGCUCCUAACCGACCCAAUUAGAGAGAACACACGCGUAUUAAGGGUUUCACACGUACCAAAAAUCCAUGUUAUAUAAAGAAACCUAGGUCACGUUAAUUUCUCAUCACCAUUGCUUUGUUUUGUUCGUCAAAAAAAUCAAUUUUAAAUUUCUUCUCUUCUUCUUCAAACGAAUCGCCUUUUCGAUAAUCUCUUUGCAUCGAUUCGAUCAUGGCUACUCAAACGGAUCUCGCUCAGCCCAAACUUGAUAUGACCAAGGAGGAGAAAGAGAGGUUGAAGUAUUUGCAAUUCGUGCAAGCUGCUGCUGUUGAAGCUCUGCUUCGCUUUGCUCUUAUUUACGCUAAGGCAAAGGACAAGUCUGGUCCUUUGAAACCUGGUGUUGAAUCUGUUGAAGGAGCUGUCAAGACUGUCGUUGGUCCUGUCUACGAGAAAUACCACGACGUCCCUGUUGAGGUCCUUAAAUACAUGGACCAGAAGGUUGAUAUGUCUGUGACCGAGCUUGACCGUCGUGUCCCACCAGUUGUCAAGCAAGUGUCUGCCCAAGCCAUCUCAGCUGCUCAGAUAGCACCCAUUGUGGCCCGUGCGUUGGCCUCUGAGGUGCGACGUGCUGGUGUUGUUGAAACCGCUUCUGGAAUGGCUAAAUCCGUCUACACCAAGUACGAACCUGCUGCUAAGGAGUUGUAUGCAAACUAUGAGCCGAAAGCAGAGCAGUGUGCCGUUUCAGCUUGGAAGAAGCUGAACCAGCUUCCUCUGUUCCCAAGGCUGGCUCAAGUUGCUGUACCAACAGCUGCUUUCUGCUCUGAGAAGUACAAUGAUACUGUGGUUAAGGCUGCAGAGAAAGGGUACAGAGUCACAUCGUACAUGCCAUUGGUUCCAACAGAGAGGAUCUCAAAAAUCUUCGCUGAGGAGAAAGCUGAGACCGAGCCUUUGGAGUUCCAUCCACUUGAUUGAUAUGGGUGUUUUGUUAGUGUGAUUUAUGGUUUUGUUGGGAUUAAGGUGAACCGGAUCUUGGUUAGCGAUUGAUCUCUGGUUCUCGUUCUUUUGUUUUUUUUCAUCAUGAACUUUCGUUGUUUCGUUUAAUAAUCAAAAGUUGUAUAAUCUAAGUUUGGGAUUAUUGAUUGUGUAAAA